GUCACUUCAGCCAGUCGCCACGGGGCCUGGGAGGGUGGCCAGCCUGGUGAUGGAGUGGCGGCUACGGGGGGCUGUGCCGCCUGCUCUCCUGUGUGUGGGCCCCAUCUGCCUCAGGAACUGUUUAGGAGCCUUUAGGGGUUCAUUUGCUGGAUUGGGGUGGCCUGGCCCCUCCUGCCCCACCACAGCCCCAUCCCUCUGAUGUCCCACCUGGGACCGCACUGCCAGACCUGUGGGUUCUGCCCAGUCUGUUCUCUUGGUCGCCUGGCAGGUGGCAGGUGGCCUGGACUUGGGGGAAGUUUCUGGGAUGUUCUGCUCAGAGCCCACCCUAGGCCCUGGCAGUUAGGGUUGGUGGUGGUCCGAAGUGACCCCAGAGUGGGGGCAGCCCUUGUUGCAUUCUGGGACAUUUGCCCACUUGGGGUCCCAAAGGACUGGGAGCUCCCUUGAGGAGCUCACUGGGGUGGUACGGGAGGCUCUGAGGUCACCUGACCUGGAUUAGAAUCUUAGCCCUUGGGGAACCCCUCACCUCCAACAGCCUAUCUCUGAGCCUUUUACCCGCUAGAAGUGUGGCCACCCAAGGCUUCCUUCCUUGAAGCUCACGGGCGGCCUGCUGUGUGCCUUCCUUUACCACCAGAGACAUAGCACAGCAAGGGAGCCACUUUGGUGCCAUUUUGCAGAUGGAGAAACUGAGGCCCAAAGGGGUCAUGGCUUAGGGGUGAGGACAGCGUGGGUGGGAAGAGGGUGCGCACAGCAAUGCCCCUGCCAGGCGCUGGCUGCCGGCUGAGGAGAAGGGUGCUGCCCGGAGCCCUCUGUUCCUGGGCAUGAGUCACGCCUGGAACUCAGAACUAGAACCCAGGGCCCAUCUGGACUCUGGUGCACAGAGGUCAGCUGGCCAAUCAGCUGCCAAGUGUGCCCUGUCCCACCACUCAGUUUAUGACGUAAUAAUCCAGGGCCUUCCAGAGGCGGCACAGUCGCUCAGGGCCUGGGUAUUUUCCUGUGGGCCACAUGGGUGGGGGCCACCUCGAGACCCUCGGAGUUCAGUGCAGGGUGGCCCCACUUCCCAGCCCUCUGGAAGGGGCAAAUGGGGAGAGCACACUCCUCCGCCUCCAGGAAGGCCUUCAGGUUUCUGCAAACACGUCAAUGAGCUGAAUGCCAGCCACUGCCCCCUUGUGCUGGGCGUGAGGAGGUGUCUGCUGCCAGCUGCCGGCAUGCCCCACCAGCUCUCGGCCUGAGCCCGGCGGCCCCGCCCCCUCCCCUCCUGCCACCCUGCACUGCCCCAGCACCCACGAGGCCCCCACACUGCAGUGCGGCCGGGCCCCCUCCCCACAGGGGCCGCCCCCGCCGCCUACCCCUGGUGCCCGGGGCGGCCCGGCCCGCAGGGCCAUGAAGCUGCAGGCUGUGAUGGAGACGCUUUUGCAGCGGCAGCAGCGGGCGCGCCAGGAAUUGGAGGCCCGGCAGCAGCCACUGCCACCACCUGAGCCCCCCGCUAGGCCCCUAGCCCUGGCUCGGGCCGCCCCAGACGAGGAUAGAGAACCUGAGAAUGCCCGAAUGCAGCGGGCGCAGAUGGCUGCACUGGCCGCCAUGCGGGCUGCUGCUGCUGGUCUUGGCCACGUACCCAGCCCCGGUGGCUCCGAGGACGGGCCCCCCGGCUCAGAGGAUGAGGACACAACCCAGGAAGGGGCACGGGGUUCACCUGGCCAAGGCAGGGAAGGGCCAGGACAGGCUGAAGGAGACGGGCACUUCGAGAACGUGGGCUCCGACGAUGAGCUGAAGCCGAAGUGGGAGGAGGAGGAGGAGGAGGAGGAGCUGGAAGAAGACCUGGGGGACGAGGAGGAUGAGGACUUCGAGGAUGAGGAGGGUCUCGGCCCCCCAGGCCCCUCAGCCCUGUUCCCUCGGAAGGCUCAGCCGCCCCAGGCCUUGCACGGCGAAGGCGGGCCCCGGGGACUGGGCAGCCAAGAGCGAGCCGGGGCCGGGCCGGCCCACCCCGGAGGGGCUGCUCACAUGGUUCCCCAGCUGCAGCCGCCGGACCAUGGGGACUGGACGUAUGAGGAGCAGUUCAAGCAGCUCUACGAACUGGAUGGGGACCCCAAGAGGAAGGAGUUCCUGGAUGACUUGUUCAGCUUCAUGCAGAAGCGAGGGACGCCCGUGAACCGGAUCCCCAUCAUGGCUAAACAGGUGCUGGACCUGUUCAUGCUGUAUGUGCUGGUGACCGAGAAGGGCGGGCUGGUGGAAGUUAUCAACAAGAAGUUGUGGCGUGAGAUCACCAAGGGCCUCAACCUGCCCACGUCCAUCACUAGCGCUGCUUUCACCCUGCGGACACAGUACAUGAAGUACCUGUACCCCUACGAGUGUGAGAAGCGUGGCCUCAGCAACCCCAAUGAGCUCCAGGCAGCCAUCGACAGCAACCGGCGUGAGGGCCGGCGCCAGAGUUUUGGGGGCUCCCUGUUUGCCUACUCGCCGGGCGGGGCCCACAGCGUGCUGUCCUCGCCCAAGUUGCCCAUGCCCUCCCUGGGACUGACCGCCAGCACCAACGGAAGCUCCAUCACUCCAGCCCCUAAGAUCAAGAAAGAGGAGGAUUCUGCCAUCCCCAUCACGGUCCCCAGCCACCUGCCAGUCUCCCUGGCAGGCCACCCUGUGGUGGCAGCCCAAGCAGCAGCAGUGCAAGCAGCAGCAGCCCAGGCAGCUGUGGCAGCACAAGCAGCUGCCCUGGAGCAACUUCGGGAGAAACUAGAGUCUGGAGAGCCCCCCGAGAAGAAGAUGGCUCUGGUGGCAGAUGAACAGCAGCGGCUUAUGCAGCGGGCGCUGCAGCAGAACUUCCUGGCCAUGACAGCCCAGCUGCCUAUGAGCAUUCGAAUCAACAGCCAAGCAGCCUCUGAGAGCCGCCAGGACUCGGCCGUGAGCGUGACCGGCACCAACGGCAGCAACAGUAUUAGCAUGUCGGUAGAGAUUAACGGGAUCAUGUACACAGGAGUGCUGUUUGCUCAGCCGUCGGCCCCCACGCCACCCUCAGCUCCCAGCAAAGGCGGCGGUGGCAGCAGUGGUGGUGGCGGUGGUGGCAGCCGGGGAGGAAGCAGCGGGACCAGCAGCAGCGUGGGCAGCCAGGCCGGGCCUGCAGGGCUGUCCACACCCCCCACGUCUUCUACCUCAAAUAACUCAUUGCCUUAACCGCACCACUCCCCACCAACCACCCCACCCCUGGAACCAGCCAGGCCAGGCAGGGGGGACGAGGUGGGCCCAGCAGGGGCCAGAAUGUCGGGAGAUAUGGGUGGGUAAGGGAGACAUUUACAAAGGAGCCACAGCUAGCACCAAAAAGAAAAGAAGAAAAUAUAUACAUAUAUAUAUACACACACAUAUAUAUAUAAAUUUUAAUAAAACAGGGGAAAACCAACGAACACUUGAAUUACUCAGGUUUCGAACAUUCAGAAAGAUGAAUUACAGGAACAGCAAUGGAAAUCAGAAAAGAGAGAGGCAAAUAUUUCCAGGGCUUUCGUGCAGCCCCGGAUUGCCUGGACCGGUGUCCGGUGUCUGCCGGGCCCGCGGCCGUGCAAGGCUGACCGUAUUUACCUCAUGCGUCCCGCACUGUCUCAUUUUGUCUGGGUUUUUUGUUUUGUUUUUUUCAUCCUAUUCAUCACACACUCACCACAUCCAGCUUCUGUUGAAUGAUAACCCCUGAGCCACGAUCAGUUGAAUUAUUUUUCCUGUUGCUUUUGGAAACAUUUUUGUUUUUGGUUUUGUUUUUUAAAGAAAUAGCGAUAUUCAGACUAUAGGGUUUUUAAGAGGUUUGGGGGGUUUUGUUUUGUAAAUAUUCUAUUUUAUUCUUGGGGGAGGAGUCAAACCUUAGGAAGAGGAUAUAUAUAUCUAUCUAUACGUCUAUAUAUUUGUGUUCAUUCAGGGAAACUGGACUUGACAAAAGAAAAAGUAAUACCCUUUUUAUUUUUCCCAUGACUGAUUUGGGUUCGCGCGUGCAUUUCCUGUGUGUGCUGGCCAGCUGGUGCGCGCGGGACACUGGGCCCCUGGGCUGGAGCCAGCAGAGGUGAACUCAGGUGCUGUGGGCAGGGUGUGCGGGCCCUCUCGGGAGAGGGGAUGCCUUGGGCUGCAUGCAGGGAGCUCUCGGGACAGAAAUCUGGAGGUCUUAGGAGAAAGUGCUGGAAAAGGACACCCCCCCCAGGAUGGGAGGGGGCUCUACCCAGAACAGCCCUCAGGCUCCUGUCUCAGGGAUGAAUGCGGCCUGGGGGCUCUGUCUUGCCCACAAGGGCUACUUUUGGAGACUAUCAAUACUGGGGAAUGGGGUAAAGCCAGGCUUAGCUCAGGGUGAGGUUUUUGGGGCCAUGGCACCCUGAACAGCCCCCCUCUUCUGGUCUCCCUUUGUCCUCUUCCACCCCUUUGGCACUAGAGUAACUAAACUGAGACACAAAGGGACUGUACCCCUCUAAUACCCCCCUUAGUGACUUGCCUCAGAGGAUGGGGGUGACUUGUUUCAGGCAGGGCCAGUGCAGGUGCCGCCCCCACUGCCUGCAGAAGCUCCAGCCUGGGGCUCAGGCUGGGUUUGGGGACUGCUUGGCUUCCCUGCCCUGCAGGUCCCCUGGCUCUCCUGUGUUGGGUGUUGGGUGGGGCUGUGGCUUCUCACAGGUAGGGCCUCUUCACCAGCCAGGUGUUCCUGUGGGGUGUGGGGCAAAUUAACUCAGCUGUCCCCAGGGUGAGCCUGGAGUCUCUAAUUGGGCUCAGGGAGCCCAGCCUAAUGAGCCGGGAGGGGCAGAGCCCUGCUUGGCAGCAUCCCCAGCCUUGUCCCAGGCAUCAUCUUGUUGCCUUGGAUACCUUCUGGGGGGUGAGGUCCUGAGCCAGGGAAUCUGGUUUGCUUUCUAGUCAGGCUGUGGUGUGACUUUGGGAAGGAACCCCUCUUUGUUUGAUAUAUCUCAGGGUCGUUGAUGCUUCCCCCCAAGAAGUGGGGAGGUGGCAGGCAUCCAGGGGUUUCUUCUCGGCUUCCUUCUAGAAGGUUCUCCCCUUUUCUCGCUGCAGCAGCACAAUCAUUGUGGGAAGGGGAGCUUUUGGUCCCCAGACACCUCCAGGCCCCUUGUCCCUUCUCCCUCCUGCCCCCCCACCUGCCGUUGGAGCCCACUGGUGGGUUGUUGGGGGGGGGGGAGGUUCCGCUGGCGUUUCUUUCUACCUCAGGUGUGUGACUUUGAUGCCAAAAUCCACCCAGCCUGCCUUUCUGUUCCACUUGCUCAGGACUUGGGGCAGGUAGGGAGCCGCCCUCACCCCCACCCACCCCCAGAGGGCGUGAACUGCGAUCUUGUGUGUUGUGUGGUGGAGUGUGUGGCCCCGGGUGCUGUCUUGUGAGGGGUCUAACUCAAAAGCACGGCCUGCUGUUCAACACUGAUGAUUGUAGGGGACAGGUGGGGGUGCUCCCCAGGCCCUGCUCUCCCUGCCCACUGGAGCCUGCACUGGGGUAGCUAGGUGUGGGGGUCUCCAGAGGGCCUGCCCCUGCUUCAGGUGCCCCCUUCGAGCCCCUGCGUCUGUCCGGGCGGUGCCCUCGGUGGGGGUUUAAGGAAGGGGCAGCUUUCUGGGGUGUGAUUCAGCACCCCAUUAUGCAAACCAGGGUGCCUCGCCCCUGCCUGUGUACUAUCCAUUCUGGAACUGGUGGGGCUUAGCAGCAGGGCCAGAGCAGGGACUCCCAAACUCAGGGUGGAGAGGGGCUCCCCUGCUCUGGAGAUGUUUGUGGACAGAUUGCUUCUAGAAUUUUCCUUGUGACCUCUAAACUGGCCACAAGGCUGUCCAGCUGGGGGGUGGGGGCGGGGGUGGAAUGGUGCACUGGGGUGGCUGGGUUAGUUUGAGUAGAUGUGCAUUUAUACAGCCACUUUUUUCGCUUUUAUCAUUUUUGCCCACUCUUUUCUUUAAUUUUGCUUUUGUGUUUUUUCUCGGCAAACAUGAAUUCAGCCUUUCAUUCUUGACAGGUGAAAUUUCAGUUUCUCUGGGGUUUGUCAGACCGCGUGGAUACCACGCCUGAACUCAGGUUAAAGAAAAAAAAAAAAAUUUUUUUUUUUUUAAAGGUGUAACUACUCUACCUCUGGCCGGCCCAGCCUGUCGCGAGCUGCCCGCGUGGGCGGCCUGUAACAGAUUUCAGUUUUUGCAGAACAUUCAGGUAUUAAAAGGGAAAAAAAAAAAAAAAAAGCAAAAGACCAAAAAAAAAGUGUGAUUUUGAAAUUUAAAAGAACACUGAAAGUUUACAUUUUAUAACAUUAUUAUGCAGAUUGUAUUUAAACUUCAGAAAUAUUUAAGACAAUUGUAACCCUGUAAAGCUGAUGAGAUAUUAAAACAAGACCAAACACUUCUGACUUUUAACAGAAAUCUGCUCCUGUGGUGGUUUUUUGGGCGCCGCCCCACCCCCAUCCUGGUGGGGUUCGGGUCGCAGAAGGCACAAAGGCCAACCCAGAGGUGCCUCAGAAGGAAAUACACCCCCCAGGGUCACCGGGCCACGUCUGGGGACAUCCUUGAUCGCCAGAUUACAUCUCCUGGCACUGAAUGGUGGGGCCAGGGAUGCUGGUCAGCCCCCCACAGCGCCCAGGAGAGCCCUCCACAGUGACCCCCACAUCAGGAGGGCAGGAGGGACCUAGCUAAGCCACCUCCAGAAGAAUGAGCCCCCUCAGUGUUAACCUUGAAAGAGGAGGUGAGUGGUGCGAGCCAGAUGUGAAGCCCCAGUUUGGGAGUGACACAGGGUGGGGAGGUUGGUGUCUCCUAGGCCCCAGGCUGGUUUUCUGCAGUCCCAGUGUCCAGUGCAGACUCCUCGGCGGACUGAAGCCCUAGGAUGCGUGACCAGGCCUUACUGGUCUUACUGCCCCACACGGCUCCCUUCAUCCUCUGCCAGAUGUGGCCAGACAUUGACAACUGGGCAUGAAAUGUAUGACAUUCCCUCACCCCCACCUGUCCCUCUUCUGCCUGUCCCCUAAUCAAGUACCUUCCCCAGGGGUUUGGGUCACUGCCCCAGAGGACUGGCUUUGGGAAGCCUGGGAGAUGAGGCCAUGGGUCCUGGGCCUUAUACCAAAAUCCACAUCUUCCCCAAUGUUGGUGACACUUUCACAUUCCUGUUUAGAUUGGGUGUGGCCCCAGGGAAGCCAGACAAAGGGACAGGGCAGCCCCAGGGCUGUGCUUUGCCACCUCUAGGCGCCUCACAAACCAGAGAAGGCAGGCCAGGAUCCCCAGAAGAGACCUCCUGGGGUGUCCUAGCCACGUCCAUCUUCCUGUGACCAACAUGACGGGCUCAAGGGCAGUGUGGCCAGUCUGGCCUCCCUCGUCCGGACUCCCAGGCCACCAACUCCAGCCACUGCUGGCCCAGGCUGGUGCCUCCUGCCUGAGUCAGCCCGGACUCCAGCCGCAGUCAGGCUGCUUUGGGAGUGAAGGAAAACAACUCCCCUCCUGUCGCAGCCAGCUAGCUUCUCGGGCCUCCCCCUUGUUUAGUUUCUUCUGCGGCAUUUUCCACUCAAGCCAGAAAUGAAUCCACUAAGACGUGAUCCUGGCCCCCACGAGCCUGGGGGACAGUGGGAGGUUAGACAACCUUGGGAGGUCAACGUGCCUGCCCCCCAGGAAAACAAAGGAAAAAUGACUGAAAGUCACUUUCCGUCAAACUGGAUCUGCCAGUACCACGUGUUCAUUCCUCAGCCAAAAGGACCUGGAGAGGGUCAGAGCCACCCUGAAGUCACACAGCUCCCAGGGGACCAGGCUGGUCAGGUGCACCACCUCCUCCCUGCCUCCAGAGCCCAGGGAGCCGCCUGCCUCUGGUUCCCAGCUCUGCGCCAGCCAGUUGGCCCCUGGGAGGCUCCUGGGAGGUGAAACUCAAAACCACUCCGGUUAGUGGCGCCCAGGGAGCCAGCAAGAAGCAGGGUUUGAGGGGGGAAGGGGCUGAAAGGAUCAUUAGUGCACAUGAUGGGGCCACUCCAGAAAGGCUGGAGCCAC
Talpa occidentalis (Iberian mole) is the source of this 7944-nucleotide messenger RNA. RefSeq names its product AT-rich interaction domain 3A (gene ARID3A). Bases 1381 to 3162 code for a protein of 593 amino acids. Gene Ontology annotation, biological process: regulation of transcription by RNA polymerase II. Gene Ontology annotation, cellular component: nucleus. The transcript is spliced from 9 exons. The record is from RefSeq and is a predicted model, not a curated record. Lineage: Eukaryota; Metazoa; Chordata; Mammalia; Eulipotyphla; Talpidae. Gene Ontology annotation, molecular function: DNA binding.